This is a messenger RNA of Exserohilum turcica Et28A, 930 nucleotides long. RefSeq lists its product as uncharacterized. NCBI's taxonomy places the organism in Eukaryota, Fungi, Ascomycota, Dothideomycetes, Pleosporales, Pleosporaceae. The record is from RefSeq and is a predicted model, not a curated record. The transcript is spliced from 4 exons. Gene Ontology annotation, molecular function: protein binding. The coding region runs from base 1 to 930 and encodes 309 amino acids.
AUGCCUGCUUACGGCUCAUCCGCCUCUCCUACACUCGCCAAAAUGGAAAACGGAGGCUAUGGCCAGAGGGCGUCCGGCUUCAGCAUCGGCCGCAUCUUUGGCGAUCCCUUUGCCCUCGCAACCAUCUCCAUCGGCAUCCUUGCCUGGAUCAUCUCUUUUGUCAGCUCCAUAAUAUCCGCCAUUCAUGGCGGCUUUCCAAACUUCGCGUGGUGGACCUUGGUCUUCAUGUUCUUCUGCAUCGUCGGCGUCACCGUCACCGUCGCCUCGAAUGCUGAGCGGACGUACCAUGUCGCGAUUGUCGGCUUCCUGUCGGCAGGCCUCGUCUUCACCACCUCCUCGGUCAACUCGCUCGUCUACUCGCCCGUCACUCCCUUUGAAGCUGCCGCUGCUGGCUACAUCCUGCUCUCUAUGAUUGCCAUUGUCUGGAUCUUCUACUACGGAUCCCAGCCCCAAGCCAGCCACCGCGCCUUUGUCGAUUCCUACGCCCUCCACAAGGAAAGCGCAGGCUCCCGCUCGUCUCGCCCAAUCUCCAACGGCUACACGAACCGCCCAGAAACCCAAAACGCAAACAUGGCGCCCCAGAUGUAUACCUCGGCUCAACUCAAUGGCUUCGAGACGUCGUCCCCUGUAUCUGGCUACCCAGGCGGCCCCGCUGGCGCAAACGGCCGCAACUCGUCUGCCCCUGCCUUUGGCGGCAUGAACAACCAGACGCCAACCAACGACGAUGCCCAGCAAGAGGCCUCGAUCGAAUACCCCUACCGUGCAAAGGCCAUCUACAGCUACGAGGCCAACCCCGACGACGCCAACGAAAUCAGUUUCCAGAAGCACGACAUCCUCGAAGUAUCCGAUGUGAGCGGACGGUGGUGGCAGGCCAAGAAGCCAAAUGGAGAGACGGGUAUCGCGCCCAGCAACUACCUCAUCCUGCUAUAA